CCUACCUCUCUCUUCUAUAUAUACCCUCCAAAAGACACAAACCCUAACAACGCAAGCACACCAUGAAGUCACUCUUGAUCAUCAUCAACACUCUCCUCCCACUCACCCCUUACCUCACCACCUUCCUCCUCCUCCUCCUCUUCCUCGAACAACUCUCCUACCUCAAAAAGAAACGCACCGUUCCCGGCCCCUCCCUCGUCCUCCCAUUUCUUGGCAACGCAGUCUCCCUAGUCAGCAACCCAACCGGCUUCUGGGACCACCAAUCCUCCCUCGCCAUGUCAUCCGGCCUCUCCGCCAACUACAUCGUCGGCAACUUCAUCCUCUUCAUCCGCGACACCUCUCUCUCCCACAAAGUCUUCGCCAAUGUACGACCCGACGCCUUCACCCUCGUCGGCCACCCCUUCGGAAAGAAACUCUUCGGCAAGCACAAUCUCAUUUACAUGACCGGCCAGGAGCACAAAGACCUACGACGUCGUAUCGCCCCCAACUUCACUCCCAAAGCCCUCGCCACCUACACCGCGCUCCAGCAGAUUAUUAUCCUUGAACACCUCAAAAACUGGGUUAGCCUCACGUCUAGGACAAAGGACCCGAUCGCGCUCCGGUUCUUGGUCCGAGACAUGAAUCUGGAGACUUCCCAGACGGUUUUCGUUGGGCCGUACUUGGCCCCCGACGCCCGCGAGAGGUUGAAGUCGGAUUAUAACUUCUUCAACGUUGGACUCAUGAAGCUGCCCGUUGACCUGCCCGGGACCGCGUUCAGAAACGCCAGGCUGGCGGUGGCGCGCCUCGUCGAAACCCUCGCCGGCUGCGCCAAACAAAGCAAGGCGAAAAUGGAAGGAAAGCAACAAGAGCCGAUGUGUCUAAUCGAUUUCUGGAUGCAGGAGACGGUAAAGGAGCUCAGCGCCGGCGCGGCUGACAUUAGCGACGUCGAGGUCGGCGCUCACCUGUUCGACUUCCUCUUCGCUGCUCAGGACGCCUCCACGUCGUCGCUGCUGUGGGCGGUGGCGCUGCUCGAGUCGCACCCGGAGGUUCUGGCCAAGGUCCGGGAAGAGGUCGCCGGAGUUUGGGACCCGGAGUCGGACGAGCUGAUCACGGAGGACCAGCUGGCCCGGAUGAAGUACACGCACGCGGUGGCGCGUGAGGUGGUCAGGUACAGGGCUCCGGCCACCAUGGUCCCUCACAUUGCGGCGGUUGACUUUCCGUUGACCGAGACUUACACAGUCCCCAAGGGUACCAUUGUGUUUCCCUCCGCAUACGAGUCUUGCUUCCAGGGGUUCACGGAGCCGGAGCGGUUCGACCCGGACCGGUUCUCGGAGGAGAGGCAGGAGGACCGGGUGUACAGGAGGAACUACCUGGCGUUCGGGGCCGGGGCCCACCAGUGCAUAGGGCAGAGAUACGCUCUGAACCACCUGGUGCUCUUCAUCGCGAUGUUCGCCACGUUGCUGGAUUUCAAGAGGCACAGAACGGACGGCUGCGAUGACAUUUCGUUUGUUCCGACGAUCUGCCCCAAAGACGAUUGCAAGGUUUUCCUCUCGAUGCGGUGCCGGCGAUUCCCCGCUCUUUCUCUACAGUGAAGAAAGGUCGAAAAUGCCCUCGUGAUCAUUUUUUUUAUUUUUAUCUUCCCUAUUGUGUCGUUUUCGUGAACUGACGAGAGCGAGUUGUCGUUGUGUUUUUAUUUUUUUUACUUUUCAAAAGGUGCAUGAUUCUUUGGAAAAGUGUAGUGAUGGGUGUAAUUUGAUUUUCGGUGGACAGUUAAGGGAGAAUGAAAUAAAAAAAUGGGGUUGGAAUUGGAAUUAUAAACAAGAUAAUCCAUUGUAUUAGUGUGGGUUUUUUUUUUGUCUUAUUGUGGUUUUAUUUAGGCUAGGGU
Molecule: messenger RNA, 1864 nt
Organism: Rosa chinensis
Lineage: Eukaryota; Viridiplantae; Streptophyta; Magnoliopsida; Rosales; Rosaceae
Product: cytochrome P450 710A1
Exons: 1
Coding region: 63-1571 (502 amino acids)
Biological process (GO): sterol metabolic process
Molecular function (GO): monooxygenase activity; heme binding; iron ion binding
Source: RefSeq, a predicted model, not a curated record